Messenger RNA from Osmia lignaria (orchard mason bee), 1308 nucleotides. RefSeq names its product odorant receptor 4-like. Gene Ontology annotation, cellular component: plasma membrane. Gene Ontology annotation, molecular function: odorant binding; olfactory receptor activity. Gene Ontology annotation, biological process: sensory perception of smell; detection of chemical stimulus involved in sensory perception of smell. The record is from RefSeq and is a predicted model, not a curated record. Lineage: Eukaryota; Metazoa; Arthropoda; Insecta; Hymenoptera; Megachilidae.
GACUGUUCCUCGACCUCCUCGAGAACCUUACAAGAUGAAGACGUCGAAACACAAGGAUUUCGCUUACGCGAUGACACCGUUGAAGAUCCUGUCGUGGCCCGUGGGCAUUUGGCCUCUGCAGGACUACAACGUAUUCUCCUUCGUGCGUUUCUUUUGUACAAUCUUCUUUCUGGUACGUGUUUCUACAUUUAUCAAGCAAUUUCUAAAUUCCACCUCAAACAGUGUGAAUACUUUUCAGCUGUUAACGCUGAUCAUCGUAUACGCGGAGGUAUAUUUGGAUCAUACCGAUGCCGACGAGAAUAUGUACGCUUUAAUGUUAAUUAUUUGUGGCAUCUUAGCACUGUCGAAAGUGAUGUAUUUCCGCAUUCAUUCAACGAGAUUAAUUUUCAAUUUCGUCUCGGCCGUGAAGGAUUACAACGAGCAGAACGAUGAAAAGAAACGAAGAAUUAUGCGACACCACGCUUACAUGAGCAGAGUAACGUUUAUCAGUUUAAUGCUUGCUGCUAAUGUCUGCUCGUUGAUCCUCAGUGCUCUUCCUGUGCUAUCCAGAAACGAGGAUACGAUUAAUAUGACUUUAGCAGAUACAUUAAAAUAUCCUCUACCUUCAGAGAACAUUUUAACCCUGUUACAAUUGCCAGAAUAUUUGUACCUGCCAGUUUUCUUUACCGAGUACAUAAUCUUGUUGGUCAUCAGCGCGGGUAAUCUUGGCAGCGAUUUAUUGUUUUUUGGUAUCGUCUUUCAUCUGUGUGGUCAAGCGGAGAUACUGAAAAUGGAGUUUAACAAGAUGCUCGAUGUGAAUAGUAAAACUACGAAGCAAUUUCAUUCGUUGAUCAAAAGGCACGGUUACUUGUUAAAGCUGAGCGAGAUGUUGAACGAAACGAUCAGCUCAAUUUUGGUCAUACAAUUAUUAUCCAGUUGCAUACUUAUUUGUGCGUGUGAAUUUCAGUUUAUUCUCGCGCUGCAGGAAAAGAAUAUCGUGAUGGUGACGAGAUCAACCACCACAAUGAGUAUCUUAAUGAUACAAUUAUUCGCGUAUAGUUACGUGAGUAAUUACUUGCAGUACCAAAUGGACGGGAUUGGAUACUCUUCGUACAGCUGCAGCUGGUACAACCUUCCCAGAAAUGUGGCAAAGGAUAUUGUCUUUGUGUUACUAAAAGCUCAGAAACCGGUUCAACUGAAGGCUGGGAAAUUCGUAGCCGUCAAUCUGGAGACUUUCACGAGUAUUCUAAAAGCUUCGAUGUCCUGUCUGUCGGUACUUCGCAUAAUAAUGAACACUUGAUUCUCCUAUAUAAAAUUACCAUAGUUUCG